AUGCUUCACCACCAAGCGGCACACCUUCGAGGCCCCUCCCCUCAGUCCGCGUCUCAGGAGUCGUCUCCCCCAUUCGACGGGUUGAAGCCAACAAGCACCAGAUCUUCCCCCAGCGAAAGAGAGACACAAACUACUGCUCGCGCCUCCUCCCUCCCCGCCGCAUCAGGUGUCGAGGCUUUUGCUCCCUCUGAAGCCUCAGAAGCAGCUGCCCAGCAGCGGCACCAACAACAGCGUUACCACCGCCAACAACAGCAGCGAAGAAAGCCUCGGCACCAGCAGCAGCAGCAGGAUGAAGAGCCGCAGCAGCAGGAUGAAGAGCCGCAGCAGCAGGAUGAAGAGCAGCAGCAGCAGCAGCAGGCACUAUCGACGGCUUCCCAGACAAAGUCAACACGGCAAAGGCAGCAACAGCAGCGCCGCCCACAGCGUGGCAGCAGCCGCUUAGCAGCAGCAGCAGCAGCAGCUGCUGCUGCUGCUGCUGCAUCUGAGAAGGGCGAAACGGCUUCCACGGCUACUGCCAAAAGCUCUAGGAGUCGCACAGGAGCACUGACUGUGCCCUUCGCGGCAGGGGAUAGCGACACAGAUGAUGAAGAUGAUGCGGAAGUUUAUGACACAAGUGACGAAACAGCGGAAGGCUGCACGAAAGGAUUUCAGCAGAAAUCGAAAUACGAAGCUUUCAGGCUGCCGCUGAUGUUAGACUUCGCUGCUGCUGCUGCUGCAGCCUAUGGGGCUGAAAACAUUCGCGAAAAAAGACCUCCCGCGGUGUUGCUACAGCAGGAGUUCUUUGAUUCGUCGCGGCCUCUAACGAAGCAGCAAGAAAAGCAGCUGGCGCUGCUGCAAGAAGAAGCUGCUGCAGAAAGGCGAAAUGCCGAAGACGGCUUUACCCAAAAACAACAGCGACCAGACUUAGAGGGCGACACUGUCCCCCGAGGUGUAGAGACACCCGGAGAACCGUCGCGCGACAAAUUUGCUGCUGGCGGUCUGUGGCGGCCAAGCCGUCUGGAUAUGGUCCUUCACGACUUAGAGAGGCGUCUUGAAUGCCAGCGCUUGCUGGCAAAUCCUCGGGAUAUCCUUCGCUGCGGGGGAGGCGAUAAGGGCGACUAUUACGACAAGGAUGACGCCUUUAUUGACGAUACGGAAAUGACUGUCUGUCGCGCUCUCUGUGAUUGCUGCUACCAUGCGCAGUUUGGCGAAUUCGGCUUGGAUCCAAAUUCAGAUUUCGCCUCCAGCUCUUCCGAAGACGGGGACGAGGAGGAGGGACGCUCCAAGGAGAGCCUCGAUAGAGGGGCCUUUGUCUGCAGAAGGGAGAUUCUGCCAGCUGAGGCAUCAGACUCUGACGGAGGGGUGUCUGGCGAGGAUGACGAAGAAGACGAAGCACUCAUAGAUCCUCGAGGCUGGAGAGCUUUCAGGCCGCGUCUGCGAGUGAUGCUGGAGCAGCAGCAGCUCUCGCAUCUAGAGGAGCUUGAAGCAACGCUGCAAAAAAUUCCAGGAGCCGAGGCUGUUGCGGAGCUGGAGUCGAUAGCAGGCCGCUAUAUACGCCGAGCUUGCGCGGCUGGCCUCCCAAGCCGUCGUGAAGACUUAGCCAUCGUGGACUUGAGUUGGCCUCUGGUGAAAUGUCUUGGCUCUGCAAUGCACAGGGUUCAUGCGGCCUUAGGUGCUGAGCUUAUCCAUGUAAGUCCUCCUUUUCUCUUAAUCAGGCCCCCUUGUAGUGCAAAUAAAAG
Cyclospora cayetanensis is the source of this 1718-nucleotide messenger RNA. RefSeq lists its product as uncharacterized. NCBI's taxonomy places the organism in Eukaryota, Apicomplexa, Conoidasida, Eucoccidiorida, Eimeriidae. The annotation marks the transcript as partial. The transcript is spliced from 12 exons. The record is from RefSeq and is a predicted model, not a curated record.